Messenger RNA from Penaeus chinensis, 1215 nucleotides. It is a transcript of the gene Apt1, whose product is annotated as acyl-protein thioesterase 1-like. Bases 223 to 900 code for a protein of 225 amino acids. The record is from RefSeq and is a predicted model, not a curated record. The transcript has 7 exons. Gene Ontology annotation, molecular function: carboxylic ester hydrolase activity; palmitoyl-(protein) hydrolase activity. NCBI's taxonomy places the organism in Eukaryota, Metazoa, Arthropoda, Malacostraca, Decapoda, Penaeidae. Gene Ontology annotation, cellular component: cytoplasm. Gene Ontology annotation, biological process: protein depalmitoylation.
GUGCGCAGACGGGGAGCGCAGAAGGUGUUUGUCCGGCUGAGUGUCUGAUUGUCUGUCUGUGUGAGAGAGGGGGAGGAGAGAGAGAGAGAGAGGGAGAGAGAGACCGUGAAAUCACUCUUCUUUUUCAUGUUCGUUUGGGUGUGAGAAGAGAAGUCGAGAAGGAGGAGGAAAAGAGAGAGAGAAGAAAAAGAAGAGAAAGCGAGGAGGAGGUCCUGCCAUCGUAUGGGUGGCAACGCUUCGAAGAUGGCAGCUCCUGUAGUAGUUAAUGCAACGGCAAAGCACACAGCCACUGUGAUAUUUCUCCAUGGUCUUGGUGACACUGGUCAUGGCUGGGCAAGCGCAAUGGCUGCCAUUGGUUCGCCUCACAUUAAAUUCAUAUGUCCCACAGCACCAGUAAUGCCUGUAACUCUAAACAAUGGGUUUCGGAUGCCCUCUUGGUUUGACUUGAAGUCCCUGGAUGUCGAUGGCCCUGAAGACAGUGAUGGUAUCAAGAAGGCUCGUGAUGGGAUCCACCAGCUGAUUGAAGAGGAGGUGAAGGCUGGCAUCCCGCAUGAGAGAAUCAUGCUGGGAGGAUUCAGCCAGGGUGGAGCUCUGGCUCUUUACUCCACCUUCACACACAGCCGUACUUUGGCUGGUGUCAUAGGACUGUCUUGCUGGCUUCCAUUACGGGAGGAAUUUCCACAGGCUGCCAUUAGCAACACAGGCGCUCCAAUUCUGCAGUGCCAUGGUGACUGUGAUCCCAUUGUACCAUACAAAUUUGGACAGAUUACAAGCCAGCUGAUUAAGAAGUUUGCUGGAAAUAUUGAAUUUAAGACCUACCGUGGAAUGAUGCAUUCCUCCUGUGAUGAGGAGAUGGCAGACAUCAAGAAGUUCAUCACUCAAAAUCUUCCUUCAGCAUAGAAGAAGGUGAAUGUGCACCAGCCAUGAAUUUUUUGAAAAGUAACGUUGACUCCAAUGGAACAUGAAACGUACAGGGCUCUUUGCAUCAUGGGGGUGUUUAAGAUUUCAGCUUGUCAAGAUUGCAUUUUGAGUGGUAUUGAUGCAAGAAUAGUCCAUUUAUUGCAAUCAUUGGACUUGUAUAUGCUCCUCAGGCAUGCAUUAUUUACACCAUCAAGACAAAAUGUGAAGUUAUAAUAGUUUCCAGUAUUGUUAACUAUAGAUCUUUUCAAAAGAUGUUAGUGUAACAUAGAAAGAAAAUAAAUCCCAGAAACAGUU